This is a messenger RNA of Geosmithia morbida, 1722 nucleotides long. RefSeq names its product putative oxidoreductase. The transcript has a single exon. The record is from RefSeq and is a predicted model, not a curated record. Bases 1 to 1722 code for a protein of 573 amino acids. NCBI's taxonomy places the organism in Eukaryota, Fungi, Ascomycota, Sordariomycetes, Hypocreales, Bionectriaceae. Gene Ontology annotation, molecular function: oxidoreductase activity, acting on the CH-CH group of donors.
AUGACCUCGGACGCAAAGCCCGUCAUCAUCGUGGGCGCCGGCCUAGCUGGGCUGGUGGCAGCCUUUGAGUUGUCAUCCCAGCGCAAGGUACCAACCGUUAUCAUUGAUCAAGAAGGUGAGGCCAAUCUGGGAGGGCAGGCAUUUUGGUCUUUGGGCGGCAUCUUUUGCGUCAACUCUACAGAGCAGCGACGCCUGGGCGUGCGAGACUCACGCGAACUGGCCAUGCAGGACUGGAUGGGGUCUGCGCAAUUUGACCGGGGAGGCGACAAGGAGGGCGACGAGGACUACUGGCCGCGGAAAUGGGCCAAGGCAUUUGUCGACUUUGCCACCGAUGAUAUGGAGAGCUACGUCAAGGCACGGGGGAUGGGAUUCUUGUUCAAUGUUGGAUGGGCUGAGAGGGGUGACGGACGGGCCGACGGCCACGGCAACUCGGUGCCCCGAUUUCACCUGACAUGGGGGACGGGACCAGAGGUAGUACGUGUGUUUGCCGAGCCCGUUCGGGAAGCUGAACGCCAGGGACUUGUGAAAUUCCGCUUCCGUCAUGUGGUGGACGAGCUCAUUGUGGAUGACUCUGGUAGGGCAGUUGGCGUGCGCGGACGAGUUCUCGAGGACGACGGCAAGGAUAGGGGUGUCAAAUCGUCUCGUGUGUCCGUGGGCGACUUUGAGAUUCGUGGAUCGGCCGUCGUCGUGUCGACGGGAGGCAUCGGCGGCAACCCAGACGCAGUGAGGGCAGCGUGGCCCCUGGAACGAUUGGGUCCCAAAGUUCCCGAGCACUUUGUCGUCGGCGUACCAGCGCAUGUAGAUGGUCGCAUGAUAUCCAUCACCGAGAAGGCAGGAGCACGUGUCAUCAACCGCGACCGCAUGUGGCACUAUACUGAGGGUCUGCACAACUGGGACUCAAUCUGGCCGGAGCACGGGAUCCGGGUAUUGCCGGCCCCUUCAUCGCUGUGGCUGGACGCUUCGGGAAAGCGUCUGCCACCUCACCUAUUCCCUGGGGCGGAUACUCUGUCGACGCUCCGGCAUAUUUGCUCGACGGGGUACGACUACACGUGGUUUAUCCUAGACCAGACCAUUAUCGCACGCGAGUUUGCGCUUUCGGGAUCAGAGCAGAACCCAGAUAUUACAGGCAAGAGCAUUUGGCAGGUUCUUUACAACCGCAUCUUCAGCAAGCGCGGGACAGCCAACGUGCAAAACUUCCAGGAACAUGGCAAGGACUUUGUGGUGCGCGACAACCUCGAGGACCUGGUGGCCGGCAUGAACGAGCUGGCAAAGGACCGGGGAGGCCCCACCCUCAACGCCGCAGAUGUGCGACGUGUGGUGGACAUACGCGACAGCCAGUUCGACAAUCCCUACGCCAAGGAUGCGCAGGCCAUGCUUAUCCACAAUGCACGCACAUACUGGCCCGAUAAGCGAAGCCGUGUCGCCCCGCCUCAUCGCCUGCUGGAUAAAGCUCACGGUCCUCUGAUAGCGGUGCGCAUGAACAUCCUUACCCGCAAAAGCCUGGGAGGUCUGGAGACGGACCUGGGAAGCAAUGUUCGUCGCCCUGAUGGCUCGGCCUUCCCAGGUUUAUAUGCGGCAGGAGAGGCUGCUGGUUUUGGCGGCGGUGGCGUGCAUGGGUAUAAUUCACUCGAGGGCACCUUUUUGGGAGGGUGUAUUUUUUCUGCAAGGGAGGCGGGGAGGGCCAUUGCUGAGGAGAUUCUCGGUAAAGAUGCUCAUGUUUGA